This is a messenger RNA of Solanum dulcamara, 1016 nucleotides long. Its product is annotated as bidirectional sugar transporter SWEET4-like. NCBI's taxonomy places the organism in Eukaryota, Viridiplantae, Streptophyta, Magnoliopsida, Solanales, Solanaceae. Gene Ontology annotation, biological process: carbohydrate transport. The transcript is spliced from 5 exons. The coding region runs from base 166 to 921 and encodes 251 amino acids. The record is from RefSeq and is a predicted model, not a curated record. Gene Ontology annotation, cellular component: membrane. Gene Ontology annotation, molecular function: sugar transmembrane transporter activity.
AAAAGAUAAUUAAUUGAUGUGUAGUUUUAACUUUGACUAAUUGUAAUACAUGCAGAAAAUAAUUAAUUCUCUUUUCCACAAUUUAUUUGGCCCCUUUUUUCAUUCCCCCCACCCUCCUCCCAAUUUUUUUUUCUAGCAGUUGUUCCUCUCUUUUUCUUCAUUCACAUGGUUUUUGAUAGACAGAAUGCUCAUUUUGCUGUUGGUGUUUUUGGAAGCAUCAAUGCAUUCAUCUUGUUGCUUUCACCCUUGCCUACAUUUAUUCAUACAUGGAAGAAGAAAUCAGUGGAGAAAUUCUCACCAUAUCCAUACAUUGCCUCAUCCCUAAACUGUGGCCUUUGGCUUUUAUAUGGACUUCCAUGUAUUCAACAAGGAGCCAUUCUUAUCAUGACCAUUAAUGGAAUAGGACUUGCCAUUGAGACGGUGUACUUGAUGCUAUUUUUGUUGUACUCUAAAAGGGAUAAAAGGAUGAAAGUUUUCUUCAUCUUCUUAAGUGAAAUUGUGCUCAUUGGUUCACUUGCCAUUCUUGUCAUAACUCUUGUCCAUAGCCACAAAGAAAGAUCCACAAUUGUUGGUACCAUUUGCAUGGUGGGAAAUAUUUUGAUGUAUGCUUCUCCUUUGGCCAUCAUGAAAUUGGUGAUAAAAACCAAGAGUGUGGAGUACAUGCCCUUCUUCCUUUCCUUUUUCUCCUUUCUCUGCAGCAUAAGUUGGACUACUUAUGCCCUCAUCCGUCUCGAUGUCUACAUUCUUACAGCAAAUGUGAUAGGAACAGUGCUGGGCCUAGCCCAACUGAUGCUCUAUGCUACCUAUUACAAGUCUACUAAGAGACAGAUAGCAGAAAGACAAGCCCAAGGAAAACUCGACCUGGUUGAGAAGACAGUCUCUGAAGCGGUCCAAAAGACGAGCAACGAGGCUAGUGUUUAACUUAAUUUUGGAAGGCCCAUAUUCUAAUGAUUUUGGGUCAUUAGCCCAACUUCUAUGGACAUUUCCAUUCCUAGCUCCCCCACCCCACCCCACCC